AAAUAAACUUCAAAAGAUAAACUUUCUAGUUUAGGAAAUCUUUCAUUUUCGCUUCUCUCAAUUUUCGAAAGAGUAAUAGUUGGGGACGAAGUUGAUUGGUUGACAAACACGUGACGUUGAACUCUGAGCCUAUAAGUAAAGCGUUACUUCCUCGGUUCCUGAAUCAGAAGAUAUUACAAAUAAAGGUAAGUAAGACGAAGAAAAGAGCUCUGCUUAAACUUUUCUUUACUUUUUAUUGUUGUUUCGUUUUAUCACUCUUUUAUUUUCCUUUUCUUUAAAUAUUUAUAGCUUGAAUGUUUUAUAUCGGAGAGACAGACAACAAUUCAGCGAAGCCCUUUUCAAAAUGUCUCCAAACAAAGAGACUUAUAAAUAUUUUGUUAAAUCAAGAGAGUAAAUUAAAAUAGUUUACAGCAAUGAAUACAUAUACAUAUUGUAUAUGCUGUAUAGAUAUAUAGAUAUAGGUUCAUACGUAUUUAACUAGAUGCUUAGUUUCUUAAUUAAACAAAGUUGUGCAUAUGUUUUAAAUUCAAUGUGUAUAUUCAUAUAAGACUUGAUAGAAGACUAAAGAAAAUUUACGAUACAUCAGUAUAUGUUAUAUAUAGAGGUGUAUGCUUUUAAAACAUAUACACCUCUUGGAAGAGAGGAAGAAAAAAGUAUUGCUACUUUGUAGCUAGAAACGGUUAUGCUCCUUUAUUCUAUAAAUAUUUCCUGCACUUAAUUUUUCUUUACCCUAACAAUAUUGCCCCCUUUUAUCAGAGGCACCUCUUAAUGAAAAAGUCAAUAAGUUAGUAUAGGAGAAAUAGCAGGUCGCAGAACAGAUAUAAGGUAUAAGUCCUGCCUAAGCUGAUGCACCUUUGUUUGACAAGCGCCUUUGGCAGACUAGUACUUGAUGACGUAACGUAAUCUUCUCGUAUUCUUAAUCCAGAUAUGGCAUACGUUAUUCGCUCGCUUUUCCUCAUCGUACUCUUAGUCAACGGUCUUUUCGUCAAUGCCGAAAACACUCAAUCAAAGAUGGUGGACGGUUUUUCACCAAAGACGGCACUGCAACUGGCUGCUAUAGGAAGAAGAUUACUAAGAAUAGCUGCUGAAAUGAGAGGCGACGUUGAUGCCAAGAAGAGGAAUUCUGGUAUGCUCGAUGCUCUAAUAAAUAUUCCCGACUUUUUCAAUUCUGGCCGUCGUUAAAUAACGAAAAAGAAAAAUGAAAAGUUUUUGAAAAAGAACUUUAUCUGAUCUCCAACUUUGAAUGAGACUAUUUAAUGUCAAUGAAAUAAAAUUUAUCAGAUCGAAAUACAUACAGAAUCUUAUCCAAGUUUUUCCCAAAUAUUUAAACAAUCAGUUCAAUAGAUAACUAAUAAACUGAAGAAAACUGAA
This is a messenger RNA of Dimorphilus gyrociliatus, 1371 nucleotides long. The record is from the annotation of a GenBank genome assembly. Lineage: Eukaryota; Metazoa; Annelida; Polychaeta; Dinophilidae.